Messenger RNA from Symbiodinium pilosum, 709 nucleotides. The record is from the annotation of a GenBank genome assembly. NCBI's taxonomy places the organism in Eukaryota, Dinophyceae, Suessiales, Symbiodiniaceae.
GCGUCUGCUUCACAUGGUGGAGCAGAUGAAGCGGAUCAGUCGGACGGAUGCCCGAAUCUUGGCACAGCUUCUGCUGAUGGUGACGCAGACGCUACUCAUAGUGCUGGAGAUUCAGAGGAUGGCAAUGAAGUUCAUCCGGGUCAUACGCCGACUUCUCCUACGUCACUGGAGCCUAAUUGUGGCGGUUGUGGCCGUCGGCGUGGCCGUCGCACCGAGGUUGCUGGAGAAUCUGAUCUUCUUGCUGGACAACUUGCCCAUCACUAGUGCUUUUGCCAUCUCCACCACGCAGAUCGCUAUUCAGGCGUCCCUCAUCCAGGCGGAUUGGUUUCAGCCCGACGCGCCCGAGCUUGCUCCAGGUGUGGCAGUGGCGAAGGCCAAUGGCGAGGAUGCUGGAGUCAUUGAGUGCCAGGAUGGUGAACAAUGGCAAGUCAAGUUGACUUCCCCUCGGGGCAAGCAGGCCUACCUCGCGAGCAGCUGCAAGCUUGAAAUUCAGAGCUCCAAGUUCUUGUGGAUUUGCCAUCGGUCUGACUACAGGGAGAAGUUCUUCUACGGGUCGGAAGAUGUUUCCCGCGAGGACCUGGAGAAUGUCCUCCAUCAACUGGAUGACAUCAACUUCAGACUCGAUCGUCUGACCAACACUCUCGGGCAGAAGCUUGACGUUGCCAUGAGGUUAAUCUCCGACGAGUACGACAGCAUGCUUGGGGAAUGA